Molecule: messenger RNA, 1067 nt
Organism: Lingula anatina
Lineage: Eukaryota; Metazoa; Brachiopoda; Lingulata; Lingulida; Lingulidae
Source: RefSeq, a predicted model, not a curated record
UAAGAAGCAGACUGCACACUCCCAAGCCAAGGCUAUAAAAACUGAUGUUGGUCACCGUUCGUUUAGAUAAGCACCCCCAGCAACUAGGAGUUUUAAAGGUUUGCGGCCACGAGAAAUUUUCCAUAUUUCAGAUAUGAAGUUUUUGGCCUUCGUACUCGUCGCCACCUUCGUUGUUGCACAGGCUGAUUUUGUCCGCCUGAAUCUGGACAAUGAGAUUGCGGCUCUCGUGAACGAAGUCAAUUCUCCACGCCAUGUCCGCGAAGCCAACCCCCUCACAACAGCCACCCAGACUGUCCUGGGUCAGGUACUGGAGGGGAAACUGAAGAAUAUCACAGAUAAAAUCAACAGUCUUGUGGCAACCGGUCACGUGGUCGGCAAGGGCCUGCUAGAGCAGGCUAAGCAGAUUGCAGAUCAACUUAAAGAAAUGGGCGGCAAGUACCUGACCGACGCCAAGGCUAUCCUUAGCACACUGAAGAGCCAAUUUUCUGGCUGGUUCCAAGGCUUAUUGGACAUGUUCGGUGGUCUUUUCGGCAAGCGUGAUUUGUUCGAAAACUUCGAAGAAGAACUUUUGGAUGAGACUGUGGCACUGGUUCUGGCUGACCGUGGUGUAGCUGAAUGGUGGCAGGGAGUGAAGGACACCUUUUCUCAGGUUCUGGGAGGUUUCAGCUCCAAGUUCGCUGACCUUCAAGUCUUCGUCAAACAGUUCGCUGGAGAUCUGUGGGGCAAAGUUAAGGGACACUUCGACAACGUCAAGCUCAUCGCCCAAGAGUACCUUGCCCACGCCAAGGAUGCUAGCCUUGCCGCCACCAAGGAACUUCUGGAGUUCUUGGAGCCUUACAAGCAGGAUCUCGGAAGUCUGUGGACCCAGGUGGUGCAGGCUGCCUACAACGUCAAGCACAUUGUCUUGACCGGAUCUACUCCACCCUCUGUACCCCCAACUACGCCUCUUUAAUCUUAUUGAUAAACACGGACAGUGCAAGUUAAUUUGUGACAAAUGAGCGAAUUUUGAAAACAAGAGUUAUGUAGGUGGUGAGCAAUUAUAAGAAAUAAAAUGUUUAAAGCAUUUA